Molecule: messenger RNA, 1227 nt
Organism: Pomacea canaliculata
Lineage: Eukaryota; Metazoa; Mollusca; Gastropoda; Architaenioglossa; Ampullariidae
Product: probable G-protein coupled receptor 32
Exons: 1
Coding region: 1-1227 (408 amino acids)
Biological process (GO): G protein-coupled receptor signaling pathway
Cellular component (GO): membrane
Molecular function (GO): G protein-coupled peptide receptor activity
Source: RefSeq, a predicted model, not a curated record
AUGGCCAUGGCCGUUGGGGACCCCUCCUCUCCACUAUCUUCAACAAGCAUUUUGGUUGCACCACUUUCCACUUGGCCUUCUGCGCAGGCGGAAGGUGGACAGCUCUGCAGUAACGCCAGUCUGAACGCAACAGCCUGCGGUGCGGGGUUCGAAACUCGUGUACCCAGCACCCCCAUCUUUCUGCCCUGGCACAACCCAGACAACGUCAUCAGUUACGACUCGCUGCUGACCGUGCAGAAAUUACUGUGCUGCUACGUGAACAUAUUCUUCCUCCCCGUAGGCGUGCCGGUCAACAUCCUCAGCUGCGUUGUCUUCGUCCGGCAAGGCCUCCGCGACCGCAUGAACCUUUGCCUCUUCUGCCUGGCCUUCGUCGACCUACUCUUCGUCGUCCUGAUGUGCCUGCCCGGCCUGGUCUGCUUGGCCACCACCGGCUGCCGAAGGGGCAGCGCCACUUCCGAGAACAACGACGACGAUGGAAAGGAGGAGGAGGUAGAGCGGUGGUGGGUAGUGACCUUGACCCUGUACAUGAGCGGUCUGUACCGGUUGAUGAUCUUCGCUUCGGGAUGCUUGACAGCCUUCGUGGCCGUGGAUCGCUGCCUAGGCGUAUGCUGGCCCAUGCAGGCAGCAGCCUUCAUCAAGACUCGCACCGUGGCGUGGAUCAUCCUAUUCACUCUGGUGCUUCUGCAGCUGCUGUGCCUGCCGUACCCGCUGAAGAACCAGGUCAGCGCCGUGUGGGACGCAGGAUCGAACCGCACUUACUACGGGCUGACGGUCACGACCGCCUACGUCCACAACCGUGCCGCGUUUGACGUCUUCAUCAACGUCUUCGACAUGUGUCUCCUUCCCUUCACCACCUUCGCCGUUGUGGCCGUGGCCACCUCCCUGACGGUCGUACAGCUCAAGCGCGCCAUCGCCUGGCGGGAGCGGGGCGGCUCCACCCACGGCCCCCACAGCAGUCGGCAGGUGGCGCUGGUCAAGAUGCUGGUGGUUGUCUGCUGCAUCUACAUGGUGACUGCCACGCCCAACGUGGCCUUGGGAAUCACGCGGUGUCUGGUGAAGGACUUCGCCACUAACGGCCGGUACUACAACAUCUACCUACUCGCCAGCUCUUUGACCUUUGAACUGGCGAUGGUGAACAGUUCCGUCGGCUUCUUUGUCUACGUCUCGCAGUCGUCAAAGUUUCGAAGAGAGCUCCUGCUAUACGUCAGCUGCAAGAAAGCCGCCUAA